Anisakis simplex (herring worm) is the source of this 366-nucleotide messenger RNA. Lineage: Eukaryota; Metazoa; Nematoda; Chromadorea; Rhabditida; Anisakidae. The record is from the annotation of a GenBank genome assembly.
AGGGCAUUGAUAAUCGCCGUACGGCAAUAUACAGGAACCAGAGUGGAUGUAAUCGCCUAUUCAAUGGGUUCACCAAUAGCGAGGAAAGCGAUCCUCGGUGGAAACUGUGUGGAUAGCAGGGAUAUACUUGGACCUCCGUUGACUGAGCUUAUCGAUACGUUCUUGAGUGUUGCGGGUGCAAACUAUGGGAGUUCGUUGUGCUUCGUGGCUAUACCAAUUGGAACGUGCAAUAAGCGGACGGGUCUCUUCUGCAAAUCAACCUUUCUGAAGGAUAUCAACGCACAAAGCAAGUAUGAAGGAGCUUUCGUGUUCAGUAUCUUCUCGACUGCCGAUGAUAAGGUUUGUGAUAAGUUGCUUGAUCGUUGA